AUUUUCUUGUAUAUUUUCCUCUGAGGAGCUUCUAAAUUCUUAGAUGGCUCAGUUUUUAAAGCAGGGCUCAGGGGCUCUCCAGGGCAUAAAGAAGUUUGGUAAAUUCGACGUGGGACUGGGAAAGCGACUGCCGGAAGCGUAUAAGAAAUUCUGGAGGGAGUGGAGAGAGACAGAACCAACUGCAGUGCAUUAUGUCCGGAAGGAGGGAACUUUUGAGAGAGAUGAGGCAACUGGAGUUGUCCGGCCAGUGCAGAAUGUCCCUCUGCCCUUUCGCUACCCCAAGGAAUUCGACGAGGGCAUCUGGGGAGGGGAAAUGGUGGUGCAGGGCUUUCAGAAGAGGAACCCAACGAAGCAGAGGGUUCCGCAUUUCUGGAUGCCCAGGCUGAAGAGGGCAGUGGUUAGGAGUGAAGUUCUGGACAUGUACAUGUCCGUCGUGGUGACCAAUCGAACGCUUGAUCUCAUCCAUUCGAGUCAUGGAUUCGAUCACUAUCUCCUGAAGACUCCAGCCUGCGACCUGGGAUCAAAUCUCGCCCUGGCCAUCAAGAGGAAGCUCCUCCAUGAACUCCAAGCCGGCUGUCCCAGUCUCACCGACAAUCCCAGCCGACAGAAAGAAAUCCUAGAUGAAUAUUCACAAUACCUAGCCCAGUACACUCCCGAAGAGAUCGAAUGGUACGGCCUGACGUUCACCCAGGCCAUCGAGAAACUCCAAAAAUCCAUCGAUGAUGCCAAUCCCAUCGUGCCCCACAAAGUCCUCUUCCGUGCAAAACUCAUCGAGCAACUCAAGGCAGCAGAGCAAAAAAUAGCCGAGAAGACCGAAGAAUCCAGCAAACUCCUGGAGAGCACUUCCUGGCUCACACGAGUCAAUCCCUUCGGGAAGAAGCGGGAAACUUGAAAUGGUUACCAGGGAAUUUAGACUGUUUUAUUUGCUUUAUAAAUAAAAAAAAUCAACAACAGAA
Molecule: messenger RNA, 956 nt
Organism: Phlebotomus papatasi
Lineage: Eukaryota; Metazoa; Arthropoda; Insecta; Diptera; Psychodidae
Gene: mRpL28
Product: 39S ribosomal protein L28, mitochondrial
Exons: 2
Coding region: 44-892 (282 amino acids)
Cellular component (GO): mitochondrial large ribosomal subunit
Molecular function (GO): structural constituent of ribosome
Source: RefSeq, a predicted model, not a curated record